AUCGAAUGUUAUUAACAGCUAAUAUAAAUGAUAAUUAUGAAAAUAAUUAUUUAAAUUCAAAUGAUAAUAUAUUUAAAAAUGAUAAUGAAGGAGGAAUACAUAUAAAUAAACAAAAUCAUCCAUUUGAAAUAAAUCAUUCAGGUUUUUAUCCAACGUCAUGUAUUGAAUUUGAACUUGUUGGUUUAGCUAUAUGUGCUGCAUUAAAUUUUCAAAAAAUUCAUGAAGCUGAAGGAUCAAAUUUUGAUCUUGGUGGUCCUGGUGUUAUUCCAUCUAUAAGUAAUACAUCAACAACUCCUUAUGAUGAAACAACACAAUGUUUACCAGCAUUACGUCUUCUACGACAAAUGGUUCAAAUAUGGUUACAAGAUUUACAAUCAACAAAAAGUUUACUCUAUGAACCAGCACUUAAACGUACUAUUCAAAUAUUUAUGAGAAAAUUACUUGUACAAUUACUUGUUGAAUUACAACGUAUUGAUAGUACAACAGUAUAUGGAAAUUUAAAUAAAAUUAUUUUAGCAACAAAACGUUGGUCACUUAUUGAUACACGUUUAUAUAUUAAAGUUAUACUUGAACAUCUUCAAUUAAAAGAUUUAACAUCAACAAUAUGUUUAGAAUUAAAAUCUAUUUAUCAUUGUUUAUGGUGGUUUGAUGAUAAAAAUUAUUGUGGAUUUCGUAUAUGGUCAAAUACAAAAGGACAAAUUGAUGAUAAUAUUGAUAAUAAUGAUGAAGAAGAAACAAUUUUUGAUUGGAAUAUGAUUGUUUAUUUACCACGUGUUGUUCAAGAUUAUUUUGAAACUAUUAUUUAA
Molecule: messenger RNA, 806 nt
Organism: Rotaria sordida
Lineage: Eukaryota; Metazoa; Rotifera; Eurotatoria; Philodinida; Philodinidae
Source: the annotation of a GenBank genome assembly